AUGCCCCACAAAAAGCAUCGAGAUCAGAUUGGCCGAACUUUCCUGGCUCGGGCUUGUGCUAAUCGUGAGAUUGACAAUGCCCGAAUCCGUCUCAACGAAAGGCCAGAAGACAUUGAUGUGGCGGAUAACGCCGGAAAUACUCCUCUCCAGAUUGCCGCUCUUGAGGGAUGCGAGGAUAUCGUUCAACUUUUGAUCGAGGGAGGGUGCGAUAUCAAUUGCAAGAACAACGACAAAGAUACUCCUCUCAUCGAUGCCGUCGAGAAUGGCCACCUAGCCGUUGUGAGGCUGCUUUUGGACGCUGGCGCUGACCCUCGUCAAGGAAAUCUGAAUGGAGAGGAACCCUUGGACCUU
Xylona heveae TC161 is the source of this 351-nucleotide messenger RNA. RefSeq names its product ankyrin. NCBI's taxonomy places the organism in Eukaryota, Fungi, Ascomycota, Xylonomycetes, Xylonales, Xylonaceae. The record is from RefSeq and is a predicted model, not a curated record. The transcript has a single exon. The annotation marks the transcript as partial. Gene Ontology annotation, cellular component: nucleoplasm. Gene Ontology annotation, molecular function: protein binding.